AUGGAUGCAGUGAAGACGAGUACCUUAUCGAAAAGGUGGAGGCACUUGUGGGCCUUGGUUCCUGACCUUCAGUUCAGCUGUUCUGACUUCCCUAAGAGGUCGGUCUUCAUGGAGUUUGUGAGACGAGCUUGUGCUCUUCGUGAUGGAUCUUUUAUUAGAGCAUUCUCGCUCUCAUGUGAUGACGUGAUCGGUUCGGUAUCCUACAUCAAGAAGUUAAUUACUUCUUUUGUAGCAACUUGUGGCGUAGGGGAUCUCCGUCUGUUCCUUGGUAAUCUUGGGCGUGCUUAUAAGUUACCUUCCUCCAUAUUCACGUGUGGAGCCUUGGAAACGCUUCAUGUGCAAUCCCAUUGCACCGUUAGACUCCCAUCAUCGCUUCGUCUUUCCAGCCUUAAGGUCUUGGAUCUUAAGGGGGUCACAUUUGAGGACAAUGCCCUGAUGGAGAAGUUAUUUUCCUCUCCAUCACUUGAAAAGUUGGGGAUAUGGGAUUGCAAGUGGAGGGAAUGCAAAAGCGGAGGCACGGCACAGCUAGUUGAGGCCAAGCUAAUGAUUUUUCCAUGUCGUAGAAGAGAUGGCAUUGUUAUGGCCCGUAAUUCUAAGCUCCUGUCGCUCGUCUCUAACGUGAAGGAGUUAACUCUAUUUAACACACUUCUCAAAGACGUUGCCAAAAGGAAUGAUGUGCAGCCCCCAUUCAGAAAUUUGAUCAAGUUAACAUUGGUCGGUGAAAUAGAUUCUGUAGCUGUUAAGGGCCUUUUUGUGAUACUUAGGAGAUCGCCUCGACUUCAAAGUCUCCACUGUGAAGAGGAGCUCAGGUACCAUCGGGUGAAUGGAGUCCAUGGAUUGCUAAACCCCCUGCCUUCGUGUUUCCUGACAGAGCUCAAAGAGAUCUCAGUAUUUGUCGGCUGUAGGAAUUGUCCGAAGAAACAACUUUUUAUGGCACUGAUCUUCCUUGAGAGAGCAGUGGCUUUGGAAAAAUUGAAUGUCCAACUUAAAGUGUGA
This is a messenger RNA of Punica granatum (pomegranate), 996 nucleotides long. The record is from RefSeq and is a predicted model, not a curated record. Lineage: Eukaryota; Viridiplantae; Streptophyta; Magnoliopsida; Myrtales; Lythraceae.